Molecule: messenger RNA, 2221 nt
Organism: Jatropha curcas
Lineage: Eukaryota; Viridiplantae; Streptophyta; Magnoliopsida; Malpighiales; Euphorbiaceae
Product: putative LRR receptor-like serine/threonine-protein kinase RKF3
Biological process (GO): protein phosphorylation
Molecular function (GO): ATP binding; protein kinase activity
Source: RefSeq, a predicted model, not a curated record
AAAAUUAAGGAUAAAGUUAGGGUUUCCAAUUCCCAAUUCCCAAUUCCCAACAAACCAUGGUUUUCAAAUCCCACGAAAACUUGUUGCUUUAGAGAUAUCAUGUCUCUCUUUCCCUUCCCUUUCUUUCUUUUACUAUUAGUCUUAACAUUUUCCAAUUUAUCUUCUUCAUCAGCUGCAACUUUCCCCAAAAUCUCAAACAAAAACCUUACUGGUACUGCUGAUGAAUUAUCAGACUCCUCUUGUCCACUGAACUUCAAUGUUCUUCGUGAACUAGCCGAUGAAGCCCCUUUAAAGCUUGCUCUAAUUGAUGUUCCAAGGCAAUGCACAUAUAUUCGAAAAGGGCUCCUUUUUGUUCGAUCAGAAUAUCUUCGAACAAAUGGGUUCUUUUUUCCUCCUCCAGACACUUUAGAGGCUUGUUGGAACUCAUAUGGGAAGUUAGUAGCAGAAUACUUGCAUGGUUUUGAUGCUCAAGCUACUUGUGGAUAUCAUCCUGAAUGGAUUUCAGAGACUUAUAUGAAUAUUACAACUAAAGCACAAUUUGAAGCCCUAAUUCCCACAACGGAAUUGCAAGAAAUGACAGAUUAUUGUAACAGAUCUUUGGAUAAUACCUCUUCUUGUAAAUCUUGCACUCAAAAGUUGUCAAGUAUUGAAAAACUGUACCUUCAGGUUAGUCCUUAUGAUGAUGAUCUAACUGAGGAUGCUUCUGAUUAUUUGUUCAUGUAUGCAGCUGCUUUUAGCAAUAAACUUGGACCGGGCGAUUCAGCAACUGCAAAAUGCUUAUUCACGCUUGAAUUUUCUUGGCGGUUAACUUCUGAUAGGAAACGCAAAUCUGUGAUUUCAGGUGUUGUUUUAGGUUGCAUCAUUGGAGUUUUUGGUGCUGCUGUUUCAGUUUGGUUGUUUUGGAUAUUGCAUAAGAAAUAUGGAAAGAAAAAAAUGAGAAGUUCUGUUGAUUAUAAAGAUCAUGAGAGUAGUUUGGAAUUCGGAUUGGGAAAACUAUAUAGGAGAAGUGCUAAUUUAGUGAAAUUUAGAAUAGAUGAAAUUAGGGCUGCCACAAUGAACUUCUCAAGAAAUUAUCUAAUUGGAAAAGGAGGAUAUGGAAAUGUUUACAAAGGAACAUUACCGGAUGGUUCUCAAGUUGCAUUCAAAAGAUUCAAGAGCUGUUCAGCUUCUUGUGAUGCAACAUUUGCACAUGAAGUAGAAAUCAUUGCAAGUGUUAGACAUGUCAAUCUUGUUGCUUUAAGAGGCUAUUGCACUGCAACAGUUCCAAUGGAAGGUCAUCAGAGAAUUAUUGUAUGUGAUUUGAUGCAUAAUGGGUCUCUUUACGAUCAUUUAUUCUUAUCAGAAGAGAAUAACAAGCUUAGCUGGCCUAUUCGACAGAAAAUCGCGCUUGGAACAGCUCGCGGAUUAGCUUAUUUACACUAUGGAGUACAUCCUGCUAUAAUACAUAGAGAUAUAAAAGCUAGUAAUAUACUUCUUGAUGAUACAUUCGAACCAAAAGUUGCAGAUUUCGGCCUGGCAAGAUUCAAUUCUCAAGGAUUGACACAUUUAAGUACAAGAGCUGCAGGUACUCUUGGCUAUGUUGCUCCUGAAUAUGCCCUAUAUGGGAAAUUAACAGAAAGAAGUGAUGUUUAUAGCUAUGGAGUUGUACUUCUUGAACUUUUGAGUGGAAAAAAAGCAUAUGAAACUAAUCCUGAUGGAGAAGUUUCUCUUCUGACAGAUUGGGCUUGGUCUUUGGUUAAACAAGGUAGAGCAUUGGAUGUUAUAGAGGAGAAUAUACCUGAAUUGGGUUGCAGAGAAGUUAUGGAGCAGUAUGUUUUUAUUGCUGUUAUUUGUGCUCAUCCAAUACUGUCUGCAAGGCCAACAAUGUAUCAGAUUGUCAAAAUACUGGAGUCUAAUCUGCACUUAGCUCCCUUUUCUCUUGAAGCUUAUCCUAUUGGUAGUAAUAACAGUACAGUUAGCAGUGUCAGCUCAAAUUGUAUAACCUGUUCUUCCAUUACAGCAACCGAUCCAUGAAUGAAAUUAGUCAUAAUUGUCUAGUAAUUCCAGUAAAGAACGGCUCCAGGAAUUGAACUUGAAGAUUGAGAUCACUUACCACCCAAUCAACGUGUUGUUGGUUACCGAAUUGUUUGAUUGGAUUAAUUAGUCCAUUCUAUUAAUUGUUUUCCCUCAUGUUAAUGUGAAAAUUUCAUUGGGUAAAUAAAAGAAACUAGUCUUAUUUCAA